Oikopleura dioica is the source of this 909-nucleotide messenger RNA. NCBI's taxonomy places the organism in Eukaryota, Metazoa, Chordata, Appendicularia, Copelata, Oikopleuridae. The record is from the annotation of a GenBank genome assembly.
AUGGCGAUUGAAAUUAAUGAAAAAUAUAAUUUUUUGAGAAAUAUUCGAGAAUCGAAUGAUCAAACGAAGCUUUUUUGGAUCGUCGAAGAUAUUUACGAAAGAAAGCAGGUUUGUCUCAAAGGACUUGUAAAUGCCAAAGAUGCGGAAGAAGAAUUCAAAAUCAUGAAAACUCUCGAUCACCGGAACAUUUUAAAAGUUUUUGAAGGAUUUUCGUUCAGCAACGAAGAUAUUCGCUAUUUCGCGAUCACGAUGGAAUUCAUGACCGCUGGUGAUCUUGGCUCGUUCAUCGAAAGAAAAGCGGAAAAUCCCGAAAAUUGGGCUGAAAAUCAAGCUCUUCAGAUAAUUUGCCAGUUUGUGAAUGGAAUAAGCUACAUUCAUUCGAAAGAAAUUCUGCACAGAGAUAUUAAACCUUCAAAUGUUUUUAUCGGAGAGAGAAUGAGGGUGGUUGUGGGCGAUUUCGAUGACGAGGCAGUUGCGUCCGGUAUGACGACAACGAAUCUUCUUGAAAUCGUCGGAACUGAAUAUUAUCUGCCUCCAGAGGUGAUUAAUAGAAACAAGGGCGAUCAGCUGACUUUUGCGAGGGAUAUUUGGGCGAUGGGGGUGGUUAUUUACCAAACUGCUUAUUUGACUCAUCCUUUUUUGGACAAAAACGAAGAACAUAUCAAAACUCUUUUCAAUAUUUAUGAAGCGAAUCAACAUGAACCAGAAACUAUUUUUUCUCGAUGCCAGGACUUGAUUGAUGUUUGUCUGAGAAAAGACCAGCUUCAACGAGUUGAAAAUGCCUCUUUACUCGCCAAAAAUGCAAGAAUCAGUGGUCUUAUCGAACAAUUGGAAUUCGGGGUCGAUCAGGAAACGCUUGAAUACUCGGAAGAAGCAGUUGAUGUUGUGAGGCGAAUAAAUCAGCAUUAA